AUGGCAGCCGAGGGAGGGACAGCCGGCGGUGGAUCAUCGUGGAGCGGCGGUAGCGGCCGCACAGUCGGUGAUGGUCCCCAUCGUCCGGCAGGUGCUGAAACAGAAGCGAAGGCUGUUCGUGCCCACCGCUCCGACCAUGGCGCCAUCCGUCGCCGCCUCGAGCGCCCUCCUCGUGCUCCUCCUCUCCCCCGCCGCCGCGGCGUCCACGGCGCCGCAGAGCAGGCACCGCCUCGGCGCGUUCUUGAGGUCGCCUCCCUCAACGCGUCGGAGCCGCCGACCACCUUCUUCCAGGUGGACCGCCCGAUCCACCCCGCCGCACGGCAGCGCGGGGCCCUGCUCCACGCUGCUCCUCUCGGCCACCUUCGGCGCCACCUACGGCCGCCCCCCGUCACCGUCGCCUACGCGCUGCCGACUUGCCUCGGCGCCGGCGCCGGCGCCCUCGCGCUCACCGUGCUUGAGUGGGCCGCCGACUGCCGCGGCCGCCAGAUCGACCGCAUCUUCGGCGUCUGGCUCUCCGGCGCCGAGCUCCUCAGCAUCUGCACCGCGAUGUCACCAGGUAUGGCGCCAUGGUCGGAGCGGCGCGUCGAGGUGAGAGGUGAGAGGCCGGGAGGUGACGAGCUCGCUCGCCACGCGCUCCGUCUCGCUCCACCGGGCCAGGCCGUGAAAAAACAACCCCCCUUCGUUUCCUGGGAGCCAGGCGCUGGUGUGCUUUGA
Molecule: messenger RNA, 714 nt
Organism: Miscanthus lutarioriparius
Lineage: Eukaryota; Viridiplantae; Streptophyta; Magnoliopsida; Poales; Poaceae
Source: the annotation of a GenBank genome assembly